CCCUAGUAGUCGACUUGUAUUAGCGGCCUCUACCUCCCUAACCCCGACCUUUUGUGCUGCCUAAACCAUUUCUUAUGAGGGAGGUGUUGCUUAUUGUAUGUGUGCCUGUGCUUAGCCACACCUGAAUAGUCUGCUUAUAGGACACGACAGCCGUGUUUAGGGACCAUUCGAGUUGAUUGAAGAUGUGACCUGCUGUGUGUGGAGGACCCUAUUCUUCUAGGCAUGUCGGGCCUUUCUUUAUGCAGUUAGAAUAUGCAAUGGAUUGAUUUGUGUGCUUUUUUCUCUGCUCGUAUGUUGAGGAUGAAGGAAUGCAUAGGAUGCAUCAAUGUGGAGGCCGUAUGGUGCAGCCAACUGUAGCCGAGCUGUGUGACAUAGAGCCCGUUACUGCAUGACCUAGAGCCGUUCAUUCCUCCAUACUGCACUCGCGUAUCGGCACGAACCAGGGACAGAAAUUCUGUGUUAGCUGUAAGGUACACGUGUCCAAAUAGUUCGAUUCUCUACACAACACCAGACAUUUCAAACUUUAAUCAACUAGGGAUCUAGGCCUAGAUGAACAGCAUAGGUUCUGGAUGUGACCUCUCUGGCUAAAACGUCAGUCCGUCAGUUGAAGAAGGGCACAAAGAAAACGGUAGAUCCACUUUUUAAUCUUUGACAGUCGUUGAUGGUAAUUGGUAUGACGUAAGUGGGCAACGAGAAGUGCUCCAUGACGUCAGCAGAAUCUGUGCUUACGUGAUAGUUUGAAACAAGUUUUACCUGGGAGCCCACGUACAUCCUCGCAUACGGGACAGAUGUCGCACACAUUCGGUUAGCUUGCUAGUAUUGACCAAGUUACAUCUAUCUCCAGACAAAUAAAGCUGAUGGUUGGCGGGCUGUGAUUGAUUCUCUGCCACUAGAGCUCAUGGACCGUGUGUAGAUAAAUUCAACUGUUGGAUGGCGAGUCAGGACAGAAUGGCUGCGCGCAGAUUCUAGUUGUGUAGUGGCUCGCGCUACCGCUCUUGGACGCAAUGUUGAUUCGCCAGAGGGCGGGGUGGCGGUUACAUCACCAGGCCUACCUUUGGCCCAGACGACCUUCUGUUCUCCCCACCUCCCCUACCCUGCCGUUACCUCGCCGUCGUAGGUCCGUUGUCUCAUCAGUUUGUCGAGCCAAGCAUACGUCACACGCAUCCCCUUCAUCGACACCAAGAAAAGCCAAAAGGAUUGGAGCGACGAUCUAUUCGCUGCUGGUCAACCAAUCACCCGACUUUGAAGGCGUUAGCCCAGAGUUCGAUUCCCCCUCCGUGUCGUCGUCUCCGUCGUCGUCGUCACCUGGCAGGAACAGUGCGGCUGGUUCCUGCUCGUCUCCCUCCUCAUCACGCCGCAGUCGUAGUGGGAGUGAUAGUCUGGACCCUGUCCUUGAGGACAGUCCUCUCAGCACAUUUCUUCCAGACUCUGGGAGUGGGAGUGAUAGUCUGGACCCUGUCCUUCAGGACAGUCCUCUCAGCACAUUUCUUCCAGACUCCGGGAUUGAGGACAGUCCUCUCAGCACUUUUAUAGAAGACGCUGUACUAGAGGACAGUCCUCUGAACCCACGCGAGGCAGGUAGUCCUGAGCCCCAGCUUUCUGCUGUCUGCUGUGCUGGGAGUGAGACAAGACCACCAACCAGUUGCCUUAGAAGACGGCCAGACACACGAAGCAGCAGUGAGACCAAGUGUUCUGAAUCUUGUAGCAGCACCAAUAACAACCUCUAUUCCACUUUGAAAGGCAGCAGCAACCAUAACAACAACCACCUCCUUCACUUGGGCAGCGCAGUUUUCAAUUCUUUAUGUGCCACCCACCAUUCCCCUGGGGCUGGCAGAAUGGGGGUCUUGUGCACUGAGAAAACUUGUAGUGGGGACAAGUGCCAGUGUGGUGGUGUCACUGCUAGUUCACCUAAACCAGCCACACUACCAUCUUUCCCCCCUUCACCUUGUGAAAACAGCCAGGACAGUAUCAAAAGUAAUGGCAUCUCCAGAAAGAGAUCAUUAGAUAUAUCAUUGCGUGAGCAAGAUGAGUCUGCUGUUACCAGAAGCCAAAGAUCCUCUGGGACCGUCAACGGUAUCAUCACUCACGUCAUCUCAAAGGAGAAGCUAAAUGGGGAGAUAACAGCUGUCCUGGGUCAAAUCAAGCUGGACACUGGGCUCAAUGGGCUCAAGCAGCAGGCUCACCUCAAUGGUGUUAAACCAGCCCUUGGCCUGGGCUCUCAAUCAAACCACCAACCUGCAUCCUCACCUCAAACUACAGCUUCAAGCUCCUGCUUGAAUGGCAAGGGUGCAACUCUGAAUGAGGCUGGGGUCACACCACAGCAAGGCAGCACCAUUAUGGUGGUAGAUGCACUGAAGCGUCCCCAACCUCCAUCAACACUAUCAGCAUCUCAGUGUUUGUCCCCACAGCCUACAGCUAAUGAUCAGCUUAAUCAAUCAACUCAGGGAACUCAAGGCAGCAAAGGCAGCAAUAACUGCAGCACUGAUAAUAAUCCUGGAUCUCCAAAGUGUAUAUUAUCACCACCCAACACUACCGUCCUAAGUCUGCGCCAGAGGCCAGGCCACUCACACAAAUCCUCGUCUUUACCAGCCUCCCCCCAGGCUACAUCCUCAUUGAAAUCAAAGCUAACCACAUCAUCAUCAUUAUCCUCAUUAUCAACUCUGGCCGCUGAUCCCCCAUCACCAUCACAGCCAAGUACUGUUCAAUGCAAAUGGCGAGGCUGCUCAGUCGAGCUUGAUGCCAGUGACCUUCUGGAACACAUACGCAAGCAUGCAGAAACACAGAUAGCUAAAGAGACCUACUCUUGCUUGUGGCUUGACUGCAAGGUCUUUAACAAGCCUUCCUGGUCAGGGUCCUGGCUCGAGCGUCACAUUGUAACUCAUAGUGGCCACCGGCCAUUUAAGUGUAUACUGGAUAACUGUGGACAGCGUUUUCAUUCUCAGGCGGCCCUAGAAAGGCACGUCAAUGGCCACUUUACAGCCAACAGCCAAAAUGGGGCCAAGUGCAGUCGCAGCAGAGAGGAAAUAAACCACCGGAUGUUACAGAAAAGAAGAAGACAAAUGAAAAGAAGAUCUUUACAAGCAGUGAAAAGAAAUGAUUUUUUUGACGAGCACACCAUGGCAGUAGUGAAACAAGAAUUGUUUGCCCUGACAGAGUGCACCCACUUGGAUCUCUCAGGGAACUUAUUGCAUACAACAUUCCAAGGACUGGUUGUGGGUAGACGUGAGACGAAUUCGGGUGCUAAACAUUCAUUGAUAGAGUUUACUCCCAGUGCAGUGUUGGAAGAUGAGUGGGUGCCAGAAGAAGAAGAGGAUCACAUCUGUGAGAUCUCCAUCCCCCUGUCCCAACUCCCCCAUGACACGGUCACAAACCUGCACUCUAGCCUCUACAGGAGGCACAGGUUUCGCAAACACAGGCGCAAGUAGACGACAGCACAGUUUGGGCACAAGAUGAUCACAGAAGAAACAAGUGAAGAUGGCCAUCAUUUUAUUCAACUAACCCACUAGGAUAUUAGUAGCACUUUUUUCAUCAUGAUAGCAGGCAGCAGCAACUUGAGUGCAAAGAUCAUGCUGAUUCAUCAGUUUUACAUAUCUUUUUCUAUUAUAUACAUCAAGUUCAUGCAGUUUUGUAUUUAUAGAGUUAUAUUUAUUGGUCAUAAUGGUGUCAUGAACAGCCAAGACAAAGAGCAGGUGGUUUUUUUUUUAAUUUACUUUCAAAAUUGUAAGUAGUGUAAAGAUUUGUAUUUGAUUGCUUUUUAUUUGAUACUAUUUAAACUAUUUAUUUAUGAACUUGGCAAGACUAGCCAAGUCUCAAAAGAUGAGUACACUAUUGUAUGACUUCUACCUCCUGAGUGAAAUUUGACCACGGUGCCUUCAUCACCCACUGGGCACAGCCAUGCUUAUAGCUAGCCAAGGUCACAUACCCCAUGGUCAACUCUGUCAUCAGCAUCUCAUCAAGCCCAACAUUCCCUACAGGACUAUUUGAGCAGCUUGUCUCAGCUCAGGGCACCUACUUAUCAUCACAAUAGAAACUAAUAUUCCAUAGUUCAAUCCUAUUUAUUAUUUUAGGUCUCAUCCAUGUGUCAACCUAAUUAUUUAUUCAUAAUCAACCAAGAACUAAGUUACAUUUCUAGAUGGUUCACCUCCCAUCUGAUGGCGCAAAUCUAGGCCCACCUACCAAGUGACCACAUGUCAAGUGUUUGCUCAAAGCUGAGCAAAAAAUGCGAUCUCUGACACACAGUGAGCAGAAUUCUUUCAUAAAGAAUCCAAUUUGCUCUGAUAUUUUUUUAAUGUAGCUAUUGCUUAAAUAAAUCACAUUGGGAACAGUUAUAUCCAUGCAAUGGCAAAAUCCUUUAUAUUUUGUCACUUUUACAGCUAAGAAAUUGAACUAAUGUUAACCCUUUACUGUCUAAGCAAUAUGAUCAUUUUCACUUUUUGUAUGGUCAAAUGAAAUAAACAGAUUUCAAAUAUUUUAAAUACCUAUUUUUAAUAUUUUUUUAUUUUUUUAAAGAAAUUUUUUUAAUCCAAAAAAAAAACCCCAGUAAAAUCACACCUUGUCAAAUUAAUUUAAAAUUUUUAUUUACAGUACAGUUUUUUUUAAAUUUCUGAGAACUACUUUUUUAUUGAGUAGUUUGAAUUUUUUUAAAAAUCACAAUACCCAAAUUUCAGUAGAUUUCUUAACUUGAAUGAAAAGUUCUGAUACAUCAAACAGUAAAAUCUGAAAUGUAUUUGGGUACAAGGACAGUAAAGGGUUAAAGCAUGUCUGAAUGUUUUUCAUCAUCAUUCAAAUCAGUGUAUAUUUUUCUUCAAACAUGACUGAAUGGACUUGAUUCACCAACUGAAAAUCGUUGAGCAGAUAUUUUUCUAUGUCAUGCUGAGUGCACAGGGGAAUGAAAUUUCUCUCUUACUAUUUAUUGUAAUAAUAUCAAUGCAAUAAAAUCUCAAAUGGCAUUUUACCCUCAUUUGUGGUGUCAAGAUUGACAUGACUUCUGGGGUGUCAAGACUCUGAUAUAGAACAAGUUAUAAUUCACAAGAGCUGAGUCUUUAUAUGAAAUUUAUAUCUACAAAUGUUGAAAUGUAAUUGUGCACAAGUUUUUACAUUGCAUCACUUGUUUUCACCUAGCUGUGGUUUUUUUUUUUUUUUUAAUUAUUGUAUCAUCAGUUUGUAUUUAAAAAAUUUCAUCUAUAAAUUAUUCUUAACAUUUCAUCCAAAUUUUUAACAAUCAUUUUCUUAGAGAAUUGUAAUGAUUUUAUUUGAGACAUUAAUAACUUGAAUAUCCUUGAAAUAUUUAAAUGGUGCCAAAUGAUGGAUAAAAUCCUGAUUUGCUGACUUGAGCAUUUGACCUAAUGUUGGAAGUGAAUCUGUUGUGAUUGGUUCAUUCUCCUUGUCAUUUGUUCUGUGAACAAUCCUUGACAGCUUGUAAGUGGUGUUUGACCAGACUGUUCUGCCUGAUCAGUUUGCCCCGGGGGGCAACAUGGAUUUGGCGCUGUCUUACUUGCUGACCAAUUUAUUUUCUACUUUGAUUGUUGUGAGUCAGAAAAACAGAACGCCAUGUCAGAAUGUGAUUGUCCUUGAUUGUUUCUCAGUUGAUGGUCUCUUCAUUCUUUGUAUCUUGUACAAAGUUUUUGUUACAUUGACUCAUUAGUAUACCCCUAACUGAUAUACAAAUAUUUAUAUACUUAGCAUAUCGUUGGUCACUCUUAAGAAACUGAUUUCUGAAUUAUCUAUAAAAUGUGUAUAUUGCAAGCUGUUCAAAUUGAAUUUUUAUACAAGAUUUUGAUUCUAUAGAUGGUCAUGACGAAUGUGAUUUUAAAACUUGGAUUGUUUACAAAAAGUGCACAUUUGUUAUUAAUGUACUGGUCAAAAAACUUUAUUUUGUUAAAUAGGUUCUGUGGUUGAAAAUUUUGUGGUACAGUGGAAAGUAUUAUGUGUGGUUGAGUGUGUUUGCAAGUUGUGGUGCAGUAGAAAGUAUUCCUGCUGUCUCACAAAGUUAACUUGUGUCAUUGGUUUCAUGUUGUAAUUGGUGAAUUUUUUUCUUUUUUUUUUAAAUUCUAUCCUGUAUAAGUAUUUCUUGUAGGUAUAGAUAAAAGUGUACAAAGUAAAAUCUCUGAUUUCAAACUGCAGCAUUCCACUGUCUUGUCUUUAAAAAAAAAUGUUAAAAGAAUCAAAUUAAGGGAGCUACUCAAAUGAUGGUAGAAAACACUUCCUUGUAACUACCUGUUCUUUGCAUUCUUUUCAAUAGUACCAGUGUUAACAUAAAAGGAUAGUUGACAUGUUUUAAUAAUGAUAAUUGUUGGAAAAAUAGAAAUCCAAUUACCUUUUAAUAUGCUUAGCAUAUCUCUAAUUUAAUAUAGUUGAAAUUAUAAAUAUUGUGUGUAUAGCAGGUGGUAACUUCAACAUACCCUGUUGGUAUUCUUUUUUUUUUCAAUCUUGAGUUUGUAAAUAUGCACUGAGCUAACCCAAGAAGAAAAGGUUAUUGUAAACUGAUUUUUAUUUUCUUUAAUAUGUAAUUUUACUUUAAAUUUUGUAUUAUAUUGACAAAAAUGGAUGUCAAAUUUCUUAAUCCAUUUUUUUUCUACAUUUGUUAGUCAUUACUUUGAGAACAGCAUUAUAUUCUUUUACAUUCGCAAUUUCCAUUUUAUUUUCAAAUGAAAUAGUGAAUUAAGUUUUUAAAUUUUGACUUUUUUUCCUCUACAUUUUCUUUCUCUUAAAAAAAGAAACAAUGUUGUAAGUACUUGAAUAAAGUAAGAGAGAUUUAGAUAAUGUAAGACUGGUGUCCCUGUCUUCAGUUUGUGAUGGUUGUUGUUUUGGCUUACCUAAUCUAAGUCAUUUCCUAGUUGGUGAUCACAAAUUUUAUAUAUACUACUUAAAUCACAUUAGCUUUAACACUUGAUUCAUUUCUACAAUUGUGGAGUUUAAGAAAAAUCUAAAUCUGGAAUCCUAGUGUAAUUGUAGCCCAUGUUCUGUUGGUCCCUCCUUGAAUAAAAAAUGUGUUUACUUUAAGCCAAUAAGUAAUAAGAUUUUUCAAACUGUGAGUUACUCCCCCUUGCCCACUGAGCACAGAAAUUUUAGCUGGGUGGGUUGUCAUGAUGGCACUUUGUUUAUUUUUGUCUGGUAAAUUACUGUCUUUAUAUUGUCCAAUAAUAAUAUAGUGUGUAUUCCUAUCUUAACUGAUUGAUUAUUCAUCAAUUUGAGUGUUAUUACAAGGGAUAGAAAGAAAUUACAUAAUAUGCAAGCACUUUAAUCUACUUGGUUGUUUUUGUUCAGGGCCAUUCUGAUACUACAUGUUAAUUAGGGGCAGCCUUGUCUUAAAAACAUGAUUGAUAGAUCCAGGUGGUUUGAAACACAGCAGCAGGAUGUACAAACCAUGGAACAUUGUGAUGUGGGGAAUAGCACUACAUCUUGUUGUGGUAUGCCUGACAUAUGAACAUUACCUAGAUUCUAGAGCUCAGUCAAACUGUAGGUAGUGGUCACUUGUCUGGUUCAAGAGCUCAGUCAAACUGUAGGUAGUGGUCACUUGUCUGGUUCAAGAGCCCAGUCAAACUGUAGGUAGUGGUCACUAGUCUGGUUCAAGAGCUCAAACUGUAGGUAGUGGUCACUAGUCUGGUUCAAGAGCUCAAACUGUAGGUAGUGGUCCCUUGUCUGGUUCAAGAGCUGAGUCAAACUGUAGGUAGUGGUCACUUGUCUGGUUCAAGAGCUCAGUCAAACUGUAGGUAGUGGUCACUAGUCUGGUUCAAGAGCCCAGUCAAACUGUA
Physella acuta is the source of this 7754-nucleotide messenger RNA. RefSeq names its product zinc finger protein aebp2. The record is from RefSeq and is a predicted model, not a curated record. Gene Ontology annotation, cellular component: ESC/E(Z) complex. Lineage: Eukaryota; Metazoa; Mollusca; Gastropoda; Physidae. Gene Ontology annotation, biological process: regulation of transcription by RNA polymerase II.